CAAUCAUUUGCGAUGUCGAGAACGCCUCCGCGAUUGGCACGAUUGCUUCGUGGACAUUCCUUGCCGCCACCAUGUUGCGCUCCAUCGCCUGCGGUCUCAGCCGUGCUGCCCGCCCAGCGCGUCGUCACUUCUCGUCGGACCUCAACUUGCCCGACAUCAUUAUCACGCGGGACGCUGUGAAGCAAUUGAAUAAGUUAAACGCGACGGCGAACCCGAAGCAGUACCUGCGCGUGGCCGUUGAAGGAGGUGGCUGCUCCGGCUUCCAGUACGUCUUGACUUUGGAGCACGGCACACGAGAGGAAGACGACCAGGCAUUCGAGAAGGAUGGCGCCGAGGUUGUCGUCGACGCCACAUCUAUGGAGUUUCUCAAAGGCAGCACGGUGGAUUUCGUGCAGGAGCUCAUUCGCAGCUCGUUCUCUGUCAUCAAUAACCCGAACGCUGUCAGUGGCUGUGGUUGCGGCACAUCGUUCGAACUCAAGGAGUAAUAGGAAGACUGCAUUUUUCUGUGUACUACGUAGUAAUUGCGUUUGUGCAUUUUACUCCCAGAGUAC
Messenger RNA from Saprolegnia diclina VS20, 551 nucleotides. RefSeq lists its product as hypothetical. Bases 72 to 485 code for a protein of 137 amino acids. Gene Ontology annotation, cellular component: mitochondrion. Gene Ontology annotation, biological process: iron-sulfur cluster assembly. The record is from RefSeq and is a predicted model, not a curated record. NCBI's taxonomy places the organism in Eukaryota, Oomycota, Saprolegniomycetes, Saprolegniales, Saprolegniaceae. The transcript has 4 exons. Gene Ontology annotation, molecular function: 4 iron, 4 sulfur cluster binding; 2 iron, 2 sulfur cluster binding; iron ion binding.